Messenger RNA from Anthostomella pinea, 546 nucleotides. NCBI's taxonomy places the organism in Eukaryota, Fungi, Ascomycota, Sordariomycetes, Xylariales, Xylariaceae. The record is from the annotation of a GenBank genome assembly.
AUGGCGCAGAGCUUCCACAGAAUGUAUGACUAUUCAGCAACGGACUUCACAUCUACUGCUGAUAUUGUUCACCAAAACAUCAAUAUCAUGCCGUGCCCAACAUGCAAGGGCAGUUAUGGAUUCUCAAGGAGUCACAAAGUAUGUCCGACCUGCAACGGGAAAAAAUACGUCGAAAAAACAGCAACUCCUCCAGGAAACAAUCAACGGCAGCCCACCUACGGCAGUGGGACUUUCUACGGUAGUCAUCUUGGUGGCCACACCGAGCAAGGUGGUCAAGCCCAAUAUGGCGGUCAAGGCCAUCAUGGUGGUCAAGGCCAAUAUGGUACUCAAGGCCAAUAUGGUGGCGAUGCUGACUACGUCGACCAAAUGGACGACUAUGACCCACAAAACUACGGCGACUCAGCAGAAUACAACGUCCAAAUACCUUACGCAGACGAAGCAUCACAGGCUGGGUCUAGCUCGAGGCAUGAAACCGCACCAGCAAGAGAGAGGAAGGAGAGGAAGUCCAGCUCCAAGAGAGAUAAGAAGACCAAGAAGGCCAGGUAG